AAUAUUUAAUUUCUUGUUAGUUCGUUUAAACGACAUUGAAAGUGACAUAAAAUUUCUUAUUUGAUUAUAUAGACUGGAUAACCAGUGUUCAAAAACUAUUUGUUUUGUUAUAAAUUUAUACCAAACUAUUGUGGAUAAAAUAAAAAUUGUAAAAUGGGACAGAAACGAUCUACAUACAUCCGAGUAUAGUAUCGCGUAGGAAUAAGUAGUGAACAGUUUUCGCCUGUUUCAUAUGAUAACAGAGUAUACAGUGAGUCGCUGCAGUGAUAUUGGAGUGGAUUGGAGAGGUAGGCAAAUAUUGGAAAAUAAUUUUGUAAUAAGAUCUGUUUGGUAUUGGAAACUUGAUGAAUACAAGAAAGGAGUAAAGUGGAUAUUUUUUAACUGUUUCCACCGUGGUUGUGAUGUGUUCAUAUAAUCUCUGGAGAUAAUUAAACAUUCGCGGUAUGAUAAUGUAGAAUAUUAAGAAAUUAAUCAAAAGUAAAUUGUAUAAAAGUAAAUUUUAUCGAAAGUUGAAGUGCUUUUUUCUUUAAACACUACCACAUAUUUUUAACAUUCUGAAGGUUACAAAAUAACUUUUAUCAGAAAAAAUAUAUUGAAUAAGAAAGAUUUAUUGGAGAAUCAUUAACAAAAAAAAAAUAAAUAAAAAAAACAAGAAAAAAACAACGAGCUGUUUGCUUAUAACAAUAUUAUAUCAGUGUGUCUACAAAAGAUGUGUGAACGGUGAAUAGCUGUUGCUGACACUGGAAUUAAUGUAACUGUGAACAACUGAUACAAAUGAAGGGGACGUUAGUAGUAAAAUAGUGGGAAAUAAUGACAUUUAUGGAAUUCGCUAAUGUACAACUGGAUGAUUUUGCUUUGAUUACAUUAGUAGCAAAUACAUAAUAGCAUUAAACGAAGCUAUGAUGUAUGUAACAUUGGAAUAAUGUGAAUAGAAACAACGGAAGUUGACAUCUGCAAUGCAAUUAUAUGACAUGGUUUAAACAUUAAAUCUCUUUUCUAUGUUUAUAGGAAAUUAAAUGCAACAUUUAAUCGUUUGUUGUGAACUAAAUCUAAUAUCUUUUUUGCUUAAACGAUAAUACAGUAUUUGUUCAAAUAAUGGAUGCGUUAAAGGAAGUCAAAGAGUGGCUUUUUAAUAAAUUUCAAACAAUUUCUGCAAACAGUGCCGGAGAAACAUCUAAUUUUAGAGGAAUUACCGCUUUAACGCCUAAAAAUAUUCCCGAGUUCGUCAUACCAGGUUCAGAGCAUUCCUCGCGGAGAACAAGCAGUGAAUGUUGCUCGGAGCUUGACUUUGGAAUGAAGAGGAACAGUUACGGCGGAAGAAGCUAUGCAAGUUCUCCCCCGGGCAGUCCCCGCUGCCUCUCACCAAGUGAAUCCGCUCCAUGUAUUCAUUCAUUAAAAAACAACCAUUGUCGUUCCGCUCCUGUGACGCCAAAACAUGAAAUAAAACAAAUUGUAGGAUGCCGUGAAAUUCACUCAACCUCCGGGCUUGAUCAUGUACCAGACGGAACUAAUGAUGAUCCUCUUUCGUUUGCAGCUAUUAGUCUUCCACACUUUCGCGUUAAAACAUCAUAUGGCUUCACAACGCUUUCAGAAAAUCCACAUACACGCAGAAAAGAAUCCUUAUUUCAUGCAGGGAAUGAUAACCUGCUUCCAAAGCGAUAUUCGCCAAAAGCGUUUCGACAGAACUCUUUGAAUAAAAUAAAUGUAGAACGAUCUUCACCUGAUCUGAAGGUACUAUCUCGGUCUGCCUCUUGCAUUACAACACACGGUAGUUACUGUAGAAGCAUGCCUUCUGUGGUAGUUACAGCCGCUAGACAAAAUAGUCGGACGAGAACACCUUCACCUGACAUUGAAAACGUUGGAGAUCUUACGAACAGAAGACUCUCACCGUCAUAUCAUCUUUAUACAAACGACGGUGGGGCACGAAGUCCUCUUCACUCCAAACAGAAUCGAUACUAUAACAGACGGCGUUCGUCGCUUGUUAUUAUGAACGAGAAUGGCGGCGACAGUUCCAGCCCGUCCGUAUCAGGUGGUUCAACACCAUCUUGCGGUUCACAUGAACAUCUAGAUGAUAAUCAACGACGGAGUCUAGGAGAUUUAAAUGUGCCUCCACCAGCAAGUCCAACAUUUAAGAGACAUUCUGCUCCAAAUAUUCCACUGGGGGAUAAACAGAAAAUUAAUGAAAGUUCGAAACCUCGCUCAAGUUCAUGUCACGUGAUACUUAAAUCAAAACCGAACAAUCAGCAUUAUCUGUUUGCCCCAUUUGGAGAACUUAAAUUUAGUUUUCAAUACCUUGCAGCUUCAAAACAAUUUAAAGUGACUAUCAUCAAAGCUGAGAACCUUGGAGGACACCAGAAGCAAGAUAAAAAUGUAAACGCCUAUGCCAAGUUAUGUCUUAUGCCAGGAAAAAUCCAAAAACAAACAACCGCUGUUAUAAAAAAGACGAGGAAUCCGGUGUUCGAACAGGACAUGUACUUUCACCACAUCUCACUAGAAGAACUGCACAGCAUGGCACUAGCAAUCAAGCUGUUUUCAAAAUCUGUUAAUUUCAAAUCGCACGAGUUCAUCGGGGAGGUGUAUAUACCAUUAGACAACUAUGACGUCAUGGUAGAAAACAGGAUUUGGAAAGAUCUGGAAUCACACAAAGAUAGAGAGGAUCUCGGAUUUUUGUCUAUUGGUCUUAAAUUCAAUCCAGGACUUGGUAUUCUAACAGUCAACACCGAACAAGCAAGGCAGCUGCCUCUUCAUCCGAUAACCGGAGCUCCAAAUCCGUAUGUACGAGUUGAAGUUACGCAGCCAUAUCGCUCUGUGAUCAAACAUCAAACAAGUGUACAUAAAAAUGAAGCAAAUCCAUCAUUUGAACAAUCGUUUUCAUUUGACGUCAGUCCGCAUGCAGAUGACAUGUAUGCUACUUCUGUAAACGUCUUAGUUUAUGAUCAUGAUAGAUUUCGCAGUGACGUAUUAAUUGGACAAGUUGUUUUAGGUUGCCUAGCAACAGAGGUUGGCCAGUAUGGCCAUUGGCAAGAAAUGCUUGAAAAUCCCAAUUUGAUGAUAUCAAAAUGGCACUAUCUUAUAGACCUUGAUGACUGAAGAGCACUUCAUUUAAUGAACUUAUUAAAGCUCAAUUUGUCUGGGCAAGAGAAGCUCUCAACUUGAAUGGAACCAUUUAGAACUAAGAUUCCGUCGCUUGCCUUAAUGAUAUAGUGCGCUAUAGCAGUCAGCGACACCCUGUGACAUCUAAAAAGAAGUAUCCACACAGGUUGUAAUAACUCAUCUCGUAUUUGGAUAUCAUUUAUGACGUCACAUCCUGUUUUAAUGCUGCUAUUAUUGUUUGUUGUGUCGCGUUUAGAUUUGCUCAAGACGAAAAAUGGUAUCAAAAUGUGCUUUAAUUUACUGUCGUGUGUGCCUAAUAACUCGCUUAUUAAUUUCAUUUUAACUUAAAUAUUCACUUCUUAUGUAUUUACAGCAAAAGUAAGUGGUCUAGUAGUUAAUGUGUCGGCGUCUCAAUCCGGGGGGUCCUUGGUUCGAGCUCGACUGGGGCCACGACCACGCCUUUUCAUAUAACUUCAGUACUGGGUUUGCCAAGAAGCGGACUCGAAAGUGCUUGAAAUAAGCGUGAACCUUUGAUCACAAUCGAGCUGAAAUAUAUUAGUUUCAACCAAAAAUGAUUACAUUCAACUACUAGUAGAAGAGAGACGGUGCCAUUGUGCAAAUUAAUCUAACGUGACAAAUACACAUAUAAGCAAUGUCAAUAUAUGUGUAGCAAUACAUAAUAAAUAGAUAAGCUUUUAACGAAUAUUUUAAUGAAAUAGGCACACGUGAUUGCGUGCUGUGUCCUACUUAUUUAUAUAAAAAAAUAUAAGAAGAGCCAUGUAUAAUCAGAACAAGAAGAAAAACUCUGUACUGCGAUAAGAACAUAAUAACAUAAUUGUUCAAAAAGAAAAAAAAAAUACCGUAUUUAAUUUCAUAAUCUCCACACGUCAAGUAACAUAAUAUUAAUUCAAUGAACUUUCGCUAUUGUGCGUUUUAUUCGAGUUGGCGGGGCGGAGUUAAUCUCUGACUUAUGUAAAUAAUGGUAAUCUCAACAAACGAGCAAAAUAGUGAGAGCAAAAUAAUUGUUUAAUUCCGUAAUCUUCCGGUAACCAACGACUACAUUGAUUGCAAUGCAAGGUAGAUGGCCACUGAAUAAGAAAUCAGGUCGAAUAUAUUACAUAUCCUGCACAAUAAUGCAGUGGACCGUCGCGAAACCCCACCCCGUAUGGUCGAUUAAAACGCACAAUAUCUGUAUAAAGUGUCAUAAUGUGAUGUAAAGGCACUGCACAGUACAAGGUUUUAUACACUGCUUUUACUGACGAUAUAAUUCUCCAGUCAUUCAACGAUAUGAACUUUGUAAGGCAAAACAGUUAUAAGUAAUGCAUUUUUGAUAACAAAGAAAGGAUUUCAAUUAGUUAUGAUAGUCUCAUGUUACUUUCUAACCCUUUUGUUUAAACUUACGAGUUAACUUUUUAUUUUUCGCUAUGUAUGUCACUAUGUUUUCUUUGUCAAAAUUAUAUCCUCCUUAUUUGUCAACAUUUAUUGUCCUAAUCAAGGCAAGGUGAUACCUAUAGAAUGUUAUCCUUGUUUACCCUGCUAAAUUUCUAAAAUGGACUGGGCCAUUAUUCAAUUUCGGCCAGUACCAUUUAUUAUUUGAAUGGAUGUUCAUUGAAAAUUUACUGACUGAAUGGCGAACAGUGCAGACCAGGCUGACCUUGGUCUGCACUGGUCGCAAAGCCUGAAUCAGUUGCCGCCAGCAGGCUAAAGGUUAAUAUUCUGUGUUAAUAUCUAUUAAACAUUCAUCAAACGUUUGAAAUGGAAUACAGUAUCUGAACUGUUACGUUAUUAUUCAGUGAUGUUAGGAGAAGUACUAUACAUCUAUAUAUGCUCUAAAUGUUUUAAAAAAUAUUAUUUUCAAACAUUA
This is a messenger RNA of Mercenaria mercenaria, 4957 nucleotides long. RefSeq names its product synaptotagmin-4-like. Lineage: Eukaryota; Metazoa; Mollusca; Bivalvia; Venerida; Veneridae. Bases 1096 to 3090 code for a protein of 664 amino acids. The transcript is spliced from 3 exons. The record is from RefSeq and is a predicted model, not a curated record.